Myxozyma melibiosi is the source of this 1560-nucleotide messenger RNA. RefSeq names its product hexaprenyl pyrophosphate synthetase Coq1. The record is from RefSeq and is a predicted model, not a curated record. Gene Ontology annotation, biological process: ubiquinone biosynthetic process; isoprenoid biosynthetic process. Gene Ontology annotation, molecular function: prenyltransferase activity. Bases 1 to 1560 code for a protein of 519 amino acids. The transcript has 2 exons. NCBI's taxonomy places the organism in Eukaryota, Fungi, Ascomycota, Lipomycetes, Lipomycetales, Lipomycetaceae. Gene Ontology annotation, cellular component: transferase complex.
AUGCUGCGGUAUAAUUUCCGCCGGACGCAGCGCGUUUGCGUGCAGGUCAACCACAGACGGGCGGCAGGUCGUCCGCUUGCGUUGGCUGCUCCGUCGGCGACGUUCUCGUCUUCGUCGGCCGCGUUGAUUCAUCCUUCGACUCGAUCUGGAACCGCUGCUGCUCGACCGGCAGAUAAGAGCACGAGCUCUGCUUCCUCUCCGACUGCUAACACUACCUCCUCAUCAUCGUCUUCUACUUCUUCUUCUUCAUCAUCCACCACUGCUACCGCCUCCUCCGCCUCCUCACCCGCCGCGUCGCAACACUCAUCGCAGUCGCUAAACGCACAAUCUGUAGCCUCGCUGAUUGCGUCGCUCUUCCCCGGCGGCCCCACCCAAACCGACGCCGAGCGCGCGAGCGUGCCGAACUCGAAAGCCUUCUCGGACCCGCUCUCGAUCGUGGCGGCCGAGAUGACGAGUCUGACGACAAACAUCCACCUGCUGCUCGGCUCCGGCCAGCGGUCGCUCGAUUCGGCGGCAAAGUACUACGUGCAGAGUCAGGGCAAGCAUAUCCGGCCGCUGCUGGUGCUGCUGAUGAGCCGGGCCGCGCUGCAGGCGCCCAAGGCGGACAAGUUUGAGCCCGCGAGCGAGAUUGACGAGAGCAUAUCGCCGCUGGAUAUCCUGCGGGACUUCAACCCGGCGAAUAUAAUAUCGACGAUCGCGACGAGCGUGCGGGAGAAGGUGAGCAGUAGUGCGGUUGAGGUGGUCGAGGAGAGCACGGGCGUGCUGCCGUCGCAGCGCCGGCUGGCGGAGAUCACGGAGAUGAUUCAUGCGGCGUCGCUGCUGCAUGACGAUGUUAUCGACGACGCGGAAACACGCAGGGGCGUGCCGUCGGGAAACAUGAAGUACGGGAAUAAGAUGUCGAUCCUGGCGGGUGAUUUUCUUCUCGGUCGCGCGUGCGUGUCGCUUGCGCGGUUGAGGAACGCAGAGGUCACCGAGCUGAUCUCGACCGCGAUCGUGAACUUGGUCGAGGGCGAGGUGAUGCAGCUGAAAAACACUGCGCCGGAAGACUCAAUCACGGGUGUAGCCACCCCCGCGACGUUCAAGCACUACCUCGACAAGACGUACCUCAAGACCGCGAGUCUGAUGAGCAAGUCCUGUCGCGGCGCGGCCGUGCUCGCGGGCGUGAAGGGCGAGUUCGUCGACGCGGCGUACGAGUACGGCCGGAAUCUGGGGAUGGCGUUCCAGCUGAUUGACGAUCUGCUGGAUUACACGGUGACCGCGACCGAGCUCGGCAAGCCUGCGGGCGCGGAUCUGCAGCUGGGGUUGGCGACCGCGCCGGCGUUGUUUGCGUGGCAGAAGUAUCCCGAGCUCGGGCCGAUGAUUCGACGCAAGUUCAGACAGCCUGGCGAUGUCGAGACUGCACGAAGGCUUGUUGCGGAAUCAGACGGCGUAGAGCAGACGCGGAUCCUGGCAGAGACAUACUCGAGCAACGCGCGCGCGUACAUCAACAAAUUCCCUGACUCGUCUGCCAAAGAGGCGUUGAUUGACAUGACGCAGAUGGUUCUCAACCGAAAGAAGUAA